Cryptosporidium muris RN66 is the source of this 1278-nucleotide messenger RNA. RefSeq lists its product as uncharacterized. Bases 1 to 1278 code for a protein of 425 amino acids. NCBI's taxonomy places the organism in Eukaryota, Apicomplexa, Conoidasida, Eucoccidiorida, Cryptosporidiidae. The record is from RefSeq and is a predicted model, not a curated record. The transcript has a single exon.
AUGAAAAAAAUAUUUAAUAAAGAAACUAAUGAAAAAGUUAAAAUAAAUGAAAACAAAAUAAAAGAUCCAAUUAUUCCAAAUAAUACACUUUAUAAUAUUCUAAGAGGUGUUAUUUGUUUUUUAACUUUGCUUGUAUCAUUAGCAUAUUUAAUUUUUGGUUGUUCUUAUACUUUGAAAUAUAAGACUUUUAUAUUUGAAAAUAAUAACUCGGAAAUAAUCGAAGGAACACUAAAAGGCUUAAAUGGAGAAUUUAUAAUUUGGCAUGCAGUUACUCCAAUAAGUUUAGUAAGUCGUAAUGUAUCUAUAUUAUGUUUUAUAUCAUUUAUUACUAUUGGGGUAUACUUACUAAUUUUUGCAAUGUGUACAGCUUGCAAAAAGUAUAAAUUUAUUCAACCUUGGUACUUCGUUGUAAUGGGGAUAUUUACUUUUAUUGGUGGUAUAAUAUCAAUAUUUAUAUCAAGUAAAUUCUAUUCAGUAAGAAUUAUGACAAUGUUACCAGAUUGUCCAAUACAAUCUGUGGUAUCAUAUGAUUGCUCUAAUGCCUUAGCAAAUGAUGAAAUAUUUGCAUAUGAUCUAUGCAAAGCCGUGGAAUUUUUCUGUGUAUCUGAAAGUGCUUCAAUGUAUCGUUUUUAUAUUCAAAGUAUUGUCAUUGCAACUUUAUCAUUUAUCUUAUGCUUCUUGGCUUUUGUUUAUAGCAUAAUUUUACACAAACUAAAAAUUAAAUAUUUAAAGGAAUCAUCCAAAAUAAAUGAAAACAAAGUAUGUAAAUCUAAUGAGGAUAUUGAAAUGUCCAAUAUUAACCUCAACUCAAUUUGCAUCCAUGAACCCAGAAAACUACCUUCAGCAAUUGUACCUUAUGGAUUUUUCAAUAGUUCAGGAGUUGUGUCACCUUCUGGAAUAAUUACACUCCCUAAUUCUCCAGCUAGUGGUCCUACAAUUUGUAUGUCACCAAUGUCAAUGAAUCAUGGAUCUCAGUCUAAAUUUAUUAAUAUACCUGCUGGGAUUGUUGUAACUACAACUACUAGUUGUAAAGGUGCUUCUAUGAAUAGUUCUAAUCCAUUUAAAUCUCAUAAAUUUGUACAUGAUUCAAACAUAAAUAUAACCCCAACUCCUUUAUUAUCUAAUAAUACAGGAGGUGCAAUCCAGAAUUCUAAUUGUAUGCAAGAACAUCAAAUACAAAAUAAUACUAUUAGUCCAACUCAUCCAACUAAUAUGCAAUGUGAUCAUUGUCAAAAUUCAAAUAAUUUACAUAAUCAUUCUUGGAAUCAUUACUAUUAA